Megachile rotundata (alfalfa leafcutting bee) is the source of this 5564-nucleotide messenger RNA. RefSeq names its product copper-transporting ATPase 1 (gene ATP7). Lineage: Eukaryota; Metazoa; Arthropoda; Insecta; Hymenoptera; Megachilidae. Gene Ontology annotation, biological process: copper ion import; copper ion homeostasis. Gene Ontology annotation, cellular component: plasma membrane; trans-Golgi network. Gene Ontology annotation, molecular function: P-type divalent copper transporter activity; ATP binding; copper ion binding. The record is from RefSeq and is a predicted model, not a curated record.
UAUUCUCAUUGAUUUUUACAUCAUACUCUCUAAUAUCUCUGACUUAUAAAUAUUUAUAACUUUAAUUUAUAUCUCUCUUCGUUUUUUAUCAAUAUCUGUAUCUCUGAUUGUAUUGUAAUCACUUUUAUCUCUGAUUAUUAGUUCCCACUGAUUAAGUAUUUCCCUACAUUCGAGUGCUCGGGACCUCGAAGCUUUCUUGCAAAUAUAUAGGUUUACAGUUGUCAAAUGCAACUCGUGAUAAUAUAACGAAUAGCGAUAAAACACACGACGAAGGUAGUAAAAGGUACCAAUUCUAUUUCACAAUCUCGGACAAUUCGCUCUUAAUAUUUCCAAAUUUUUAUCUGGCCUGCCUAUAAUAGUUAUGUUUUCAUUACGCUUAUUUAUCUUUGAUAUUUUCUUUAAUUAUUCGAUGAAAUUAUUCUUUUAAUUAUUUGACUUGUUAAUAGCCAUUUAUUCCAGUAAUUUAAGUAAGUAAUAGCGAAAUCAACGAAAGUAUCGCGAGCAGAAAGUGUGACGGCCGCUUUCUUUUCUACCGUUCCUCUUUAAGCGUACAUAUUAGAUGAAAGUGUUUACGUUGCAAAUGCUUAAAUGUUCGUCAGAAAAUUAGAGGAUCAAUUUUUUAAAUCUAAACUACAGUGGAGUAUAUUUCUAUAUAGUAGAGAAGUGUCACACACCACUGUAGACGGUUGACAAUUUAAGAAACUUAAAUUGCCCGAAAUGUAUCUCGGUCGAGUCAUCCGAAAAAGAUAGCUAUUAAAAAAUGGCAAAACGAUAUAUCGGAUAUAUUGCAGGUAGCUGGAACGGGUCGGUGUCACGGAUCGGUCCUGAUGAUCGAAUCGUGGCAAGAUCUGCAGCAAAACAAAAAGCAAAGUAUCGUGUGUCGUGUGCAAGCGGCUCGAUGGUUGUAGGAAAACGCGAAGACGAUUGAGUGCCGUGAGCAAAAACCCGGAAUCGAGAGCUGGUCUACGUGCCGCGGCCCGAUUACACCAGUUAUCAGUCGUUCGUUCGGUGAUAUCAAUUCGAGUCGAGCCGUGGUCUUGUGGUUCGUUUACGAUCACCCCACUUAUCGCGAACGUUCUUCCAUUUCCCUGUUCGAGAAACGUACUUCUCCUAAUAAGGAAACUCGAUGAUCCUUCGGAGAUCGUCAACGAAUCUUUACUAACGAAUUGCUACGCUUGGCGACGUGAGUGAACGUCGGGUGAACCUUUGCAAAUUGUUCAAGAGGAACAAUCACUCUAAAUGAACAUAUGGAGCGUGAUCGUUUAUCUUUGAAACAUUUUAUGCAUUUUAUUCAACUUUGGGUAAAUUUUUCUACGCGCGAGCGUAUGGAAUAAAAUUUGAAAAGUUGAAAUUAACCGGAUUGGUUGUCAGAGUGCAAAGGGUUAAACGUGACAACGUUUAUCGGCUAAAAUAUUAUAAAUAAUUGAUCGUCGUAUGACGAAUAAAAUUCACUCGAACGGUAUUCGAAUCGAACCGUUGCGGUUCAUUGUGCAAUACCGUGUGUGAUCGGUCCUAAAGACAACUUAUUCUUUCGGAACAAAUCACGAGAAAGUUUCUCCUAAUUAGCUAGUAAGAUGGACGAUGAUACGCAACUUUUGAUCGAAAAAGAAUAUGGAGCAAUAAAUAUGCUCUGGGAUGGCGAGGAGGACGCCGAUUACGAGAAUGACACACCUUGUGCUUCCCGAAUGCAACCUAGCGCAUCGGUGAAGAUUAACAUCGAUGGUAUGAGAUGUCAAAGCUGCGUGAAGAACAUCGAAAGAACGAUCGGUGAUCGACCGGGGGUGGUGAACAUCAAGGUAGUCCUGGAAGAAAAGACUGCUUACAUCGAAUAUAAUACAGUGGAAACUACGGCCAGUCGGUUAGUUGAAGCUAUAGAAGAUAUGGGUUUUACGGCUUCCUUGUGCGGAGAUGAAAACAGCUCUGUCGAAAACGAACGAAAUGGUUCUUUGCAGUCCAGCAUUAGCCAUUGUAGCAUACACGUUGAUGGAAUUACUUGUAUGUCUUGCGUCAAAAGUAUUACAGAUGUUUUAUCGGAGAAACCAGGAAUAAAGGAGGUGAAUGUCAGCUUGGAAAAGGAAGCAAAAGUUUCCUACAACGACAACGAAGUUACGGCUGAACAAAUAGCAAAGUAUAUCGAAGAAAUGGGUUUUACCGCAGUCGUGAAAGAAAUAAAUGGCAAGAGUCUUGAUGCCAUGGUAAACGUGCCAUUGAAAAACAAUAAUGUAGAAAAUGGUGAUGUAUCGUUUCAAGUAAACGGCGGAGGUGACGUGAAAGCUCAGUCUCAAUUGACAAAAUGUUUUUUACACAUAACGGGAAUGACUUGCGCUUCCUGUGUUGCUGCUAUAGAAAAACAUUGUAAAAAAUUGUAUGGCGUAAGCAACAUCUUGGUAGCAUUGAUGGCAGCCAAAGCAGAAGUCAUGUUUGAUCCCGAUAAAAUAAGAGCAAGUGAUAUUGCUGCUAGUAUAUCCGAACUGGGCUUUCCGACCACGUUGAUAGAAGAACCAGGGACAGGAGAAGGAGAGAUUGAAUUAAAAAUUAUGGGUAUGACAUGCGCCUCUUGCGUAAAUAAGAUAGAGUCGACUGUAAAAAAAUUGCCAGGUGUUCUCUCGGCUGCUGUUGCGCUAGCAACUCAGCGAGGUAAAUUUAGAUACGACGUAGAGAAAAUUGGUGUUAGAGACAUUAUCGAAUGCAUUAACAAGUUGGGUUUCAACGCUACAUUGUUUAGUAAUAAAGAUAAGGAGAACAGAGAUUAUUUAGAUCAAAAAGAAGAAAUAAAUAAAUGGCGAGCAGCAUUUUUAGUAUCUUUAAUUUUUGGCAUACCAUGUAUGCUAGCUAUGACUUAUUUUAUGGUUAUUAUGUCCGUGGACGAGAAAACGCACGAAGACAUGUGCUGUAUCGUACCUGGUCUUUCUUGGGAAAACUUGAUUCUUUUUAUAUUUUCUACACCGGUCCAGUUUUUUGGUGGCUGGCAUUUUUACGUACAAGCUUAUAAGGCUUUAAAACACGGUACAACCAACAUGGACGUUUUAAUUUCUAUGACCACCACGAUCUCUUAUUUAUAUUCCGUUGCUGUACUUACAGCAGCUAUGAUAAUGCAGGAACAUGUUAGUCCUCAAACAUUUUUUGAUACUCCUCCCAUGUUACUGGUAUUUAUUAGUUUAGGAAGAUGGUUGGAGCACGUUGCAAAGGGCAAAACUUCGGAAGCUCUGUCAAAGUUGUUGUCGUUAAAAGCAACGGAUGCUGUUCUAGUUCACCUAGGUCCUAACAAUGAGAUACUGUCUGAGCGUUUAAUCAGUAUAGAUUUGGUACAACGAGGUGACGUAUUGAAAGUAGUACCAGGUGCCAAAGUUCCUGUUGACGGUAGAGUUCUCUCAGGACAGUCUACCUGCGACGAGAGUCUAAUAACUGGAGAAAGUAUGCCAGUGCCAAAAAGAAAAGGGUCAAUUGUCAUUGGCGGCUCGAUAAAUCAAAAUGGGCCAUUAUUAAUUACUGCCACGCACACGGGAGAACACACGACAUUGGCACAAAUAGUUCGUUUAGUGGAAGAGGCACAGACGAAUAAAGCGCCUAUACAACAUUUAGCCGAUAAAAUAGCCGGUUAUUUCAUUCCACUCGUUAUAGCCGUUUCUAUUGUAACCUUAUUCAUCUGGAUCAUAGUGGGAUACAUCAAUAUAAAUAAAUUACCGAUUUCGCACAACGAUCAGAUAAAUAAACAUGGAAUGAACAGAGAGGAAAUAAUAUUUCAGUACGCUUUUCGAAGCGCACUUUCUGUGCUAGCAAUCGCCUGUCCAUGCGCGUUAGGAUUAGCUACGCCAACUGCCGUGAUGGUCGGCACCGGUGUCGGUGCGCUAAACGGUAUUUUAAUAAAAGGUGCUGAACCUUUAGAGAAUGCGCACAAAGUUAAGUGCAUCGUGUUCGAUAAAACUGGCACUAUCACGCAUGGUGUGCCAAUGGUAACAAAAAUAAAUCUUUUCGCGAACGAAAAGAUUUGCCCAUUAGCAAAAUUUUUAGUUAUCGUUUGUACGGCUGAAACGAAUAGCGAGCAUCCUAUUGCAUCGGCUAUUGUCAGAUACGUAAGAGAAACAAUUGGGUCUGAUGCAACUGGACAGUGUACAAAUAUUCAGGUAGUCGCUGGUUGUGGACUCAAGUGUAAAGUAUCGCAUAUUUCAACGUCUCUAGCCACCGCUUUAAAGUCUGAAAAAAUCGUCAACUAUAUGAAUCAAGUCGAAAAGUUGUCUUCUGGAACGUGCACCUUGAACGAAGUAUCUAUCGAUGUUGUAUCUGUAGCGUGCUCGAGCCAAGAGAGACAGAAUAUAGAUUUGGAAUUGUUGCUGAGUCCAGACUCCCAUGGCGAUCAAACUAAUUCAGAUGACGUCUACGAAAUUUGUAUCGGUAACAGGGAAUGGAUGAGAAGAAAUGCUGUAAAUAUACCUUCAGAGGUAGAGUCGAAAAUGACGAGCGAAGAAGAUUUAGGUCAUACCGCGGUUUUAGCUGCAGUGAAUAACGUAUUAGUGGCAAUGAUCAGCGUCGCUGAUACGGUCAAGCCAGAAGCUCAUCUGGCAAUUUAUACUUUAAAGAAAAUGGGUUUGGAGGUGAUUCUCUUAACAGGAGAUAACAGAAAAACUGCUGCCUCUAUUGCUAGACAAGUUGGUAUUAGUAGAGUAUUUGCAGAAGUACUACCUUCGCAUAAAGUUGCAAAAAUUCAACGCCUACAAGAUCAAGGCUUAAGAGUUGCGAUGGUAGGAGAUGGCGUAAAUGAUAGCCCUGCUCUCGCUCAAUCGGACGUGGGUAUAGCAAUAUCAUCGGGUACAGAUGUUGCUGUAGAAGCUGCGGAUGUAGUUCUUAUGCGAAAUGAUCUUCUGGAUGUCAUUGCGUGUCUGGAUUUGUCGCGAAAAACAGUUCGCCGUAUUAGACUGAAUUUCUUAUUCGCUAGUAUUUAUAAUCUGUUAGGUAUUCCUAUCGCCGCUGGAAUUUUUAGUUCUUUUGGAUUCUUUUUACAACCUUGGAUGUCAUCAGCGGCGAUGGCAUUAAGUUCUGUAUCAGUGGUUGGAAGUUCUUUGUUACUCAAAUUAUACCGUAAGCCAACAAAAGCAAAGUUGGAAACUCCAGAAUAUUUAACAGCAAUGCGUGCCCAUUCUACAGCGAGAAUGAUAGAUUUGGACACGAUAUCUCUUCAUCGUGGUUUAGACGAUUCGGUAAUGCCUAUUAUGCACAGAUCAACAUCGACGUUAUCCAGAUUAUUCAGAAAAUCUAAAGACGAUUUAGAGGGUCGACUUCUUGGUGGAGAUGUUGAUGAAAUUGACUUGGUAACUGAUUUUUCUGGUUAUCGAAAAAACGUAAAAAGUGAUACAAGUAUAACACCGUUGUGACACGUAAGAACGUUUCUUUUUUAAAUAUGUAAUUUAGCCAUGUACAUUUAUUGUUGAUGACAUAAUGACUUGACAGAAGAUCAACAUUUUGCAAACAUUUUUCCAUAAUCAUCUGCUAGGAGUUAAAUUUUUAAUUUUAUUUAAUCGAUAUUAUAAGAUAAUUGUUAUUUCUAAAUUCCUCCGAACUUUCUUUGA